UUUCAACCAUAAUUUCCAAGUACAGUGGCAAUAUGUUAUUAAUUAACGGCGUUACAAAAUCGCCAUUAAAUUUUAAUGAAAUUCAUUUGUGGCGUUCGUAAAUUCACAUCUGACAGAUACUGCGUCAUUCAGAUUUUAAAAAAUGGUUUUGUUAUUUUGUGCUUGGAUAUUCACUGGUGACAGAAUUAUUGAGACCCUGAUUUUUCGGAUGUGAGGGGAAAAUUUUAAAUUUGAUAUUAUGUUAGCCGGGUAGGUUAUGGCGUAGAAAGACAGGGUGACUAAGGAAAGUCUGAAGAGUAGUGUCACUUUGGAACAAAACUUAUAGUCACUCAGCUGGUUAGGAUAUCUUUCCACUCCGAUGUAUGGAACAAAAUGGUUCAUCGCCGUGUUUGCAAGAACGCUUUACUUGUUCCUGCUCUGAGCCAGAUGAAUCCAAUCCUCAUGUCAACAUUCUGUUCUCUAAAUCCAUUCCAAUAUUAUCCUUCCACAUACGCCAAGUUUCGCAAGUAGCAUCGUUCCUGCACCUGCAGGUUGAAAGCGUAAGAUUCGUGAAAACGUGUAGAGGCACGUCUAGUGUUUGAAGUUGUAUAUGAAAACAGAUUCUUUAGGAGACUUAUUGCGGAGCGUAGAAUCGUCAUUUAGUUACGAUUUUAAUUGACAUGAGUUAUAGAAGGCGAGCUUUACUACAGGCUGAACAGUUUCAUUUCUGAAAAACGACACCUAACUUGAAAACAGGUACAAAUAGUAUUUUCUUUUUCCACAUGAACCCACGUUAAGAAUAGGCGUUCCUGGGCAAAUGUUAUACAACAGCAAACGUGGUGGUUUCGAGCUCUCUCUAUAUUAAAUAGAACUAAAAUUGCAGUGGCAUAAAAGAGCAUGUAAAUAUUAUACAUUUCAUAUUUGUGCCCUAACCACACUGUGAACAGCUCAGGCUAUAGAGCAUUGAAUGGAAUAACAUAUUUAUGUGUGGAUCAUGGGCCUACCAGCAGCGACAUUGCAAAGGAAGGUGAUAUUCUCAGGGAAGAAAUACAAUUCCUCAGAACAGACUCUCUGUGGUUCUAUAGUAUCUACACGCGAUACCAAGAACCAUGAGUCUUCACCAAUUGAAACUGGGAAACAUGCAGCACAGCAAAUCCUUGAGCCUUGUACCAUGCCAGGUGAGUGCUGGGCAUUUGAUGGUUCAGGUGCUGUUGUGAUUCAAUUGAUUGGUAAGGUGAACGUUAAAGCAGUCUCUGUCGAGCAUACUUCACAUUCCCAGUUGCUCCCAGGAUUAAUAAAGAACGCACCAAAGGAUUUCUCUGUAUGGGAACCAGCAACAAUUCCGUUUCGCUUCAUUGAGCUCAAGAUUCACAACAAUCAUGGUAAAGCAAAUUAUACCUGCCUUUAUCGCUUCAGAGUACAUGGAACUCUGGAUCCUGUUGAGCAAGCAUAAACACUGUCCAACUGACGGGGAACAAUGCUGCCUUAUCCACAGAAGCUAAAUGUCUAUAGUAAUGACGAGGAAUAUGUAUUCCAGGAGUGAAAAAUGUGAUGUCUGUAGUGCAACAGAAUUUUUGGGACACUGAAAUCCCCACAUAAUAUAAUUAUUACAAGGCAGCUGAAAACUGGAAUAGUGCAGCCAGAGGAGACGACCGUUGAUAGGUAAUGGCCGAUAUGCACAAUUCUGUGGCAGUGAAUACAUGAUGCUACCAGAGAAAUGGUGGAAAUGGCAUUUCCUACUUGGUGUGACCUGAGGCUGCAUACCUAGACCACCCAGCCAGUUGCUUCAACCUAAACAUAUUCAAUAACAAUUCUAAUAAUAUAUAUUUACAGAUCUCUUACUGUGAAUCUACUGAAUCUAACACACAGUGUUACAUUAACACUAUAUGUUGGAUUCAGUAUAGUUUCUAGGCCUUUUAAAAAAACGUAUGGCUUAACUAGUAGUGUGUACCAGUGUUUAAACAGAGGCCUUGCAAUGAGCUCAUCACUCACCAAAGGAGUCCUACCUUCUGCAAAAAAUGAUUACAUAACUGAAUGUAAUAACUGUAUGUGGGAGGAUAAUAUUGGAAUGGAUUUUGAGAACAGAAUGUUGACAUGAGGAUUGGAUUCAUCUGGCUCAGAGCAGGAACAAGGAAAGCGCUCUUGCAAACAUGGCGAUGAACCAUUUUGUUCCAUACAUGGGACUGGAAAGAUAUCCUAACCAGCUGAGUGACUAUAAAUUUUGUUCCAAAGUGACAGUACUCUUCAGACGUUCCUUAGUCACCCUGUCUUUCUACGCCAUAACCUACCCGGCUAAGAUAAUAUCAAGUUCAAAAUUUUCCCCUCACAUCCGAAAAAUCGGAGUCUCAAUAAUUCUGUCACUAUUGAAUAUCCAAGCACAAAAUAACAAAACCAUUUUUUAAAAUCUGAACGAUGCAGUAUCUGUCAGAUGUGAAUUUACGAACGCCACAAAUGAAUUUCAUUAAAAUAUAAUGGCGAUUUUGUAACGGCGUUAAUUAAUAACAUGUUGCUACUGUACUUGGAAAUUAUGGUUGAAAUACUUACCAACGAUCAGCACUGUAAUCUGACUGAGGAUGAAACCAAGAAUGCAAAUAUUUCCUCUUCUUCGGUUAUACGCCAUAAUAAAAAUGUAUGAAGAGACAAUAACUUGUUGAACUGUUCUAUAGAAACUAUUACAGUUGCACAGUAUACACGGACGAACUUGAAUUGAAGAAUGGUAGUGAACUCCUUGAACACUGAACAUGAAUUGUAGAAAUUCCACUCAUUGUAUCUUCUUAUGUAACCAAGAGUCGGAAAUAUAGAAAACAUGUCACUGUC
Molecule: messenger RNA, 2796 nt
Organism: Cryptotermes secundus
Lineage: Eukaryota; Metazoa; Arthropoda; Insecta; Blattodea; Kalotermitidae
Product: SUN domain-containing protein 3-like
Exons: 5
Coding region: 974-1432 (152 amino acids)
Biological process (GO): nuclear envelope organization
Cellular component (GO): meiotic nuclear membrane microtubule tethering complex; nuclear envelope
Molecular function (GO): protein-membrane adaptor activity
Source: RefSeq, a predicted model, not a curated record